This is a messenger RNA of Phyllotreta striolata, 1529 nucleotides long. The record is from the annotation of a GenBank genome assembly. NCBI's taxonomy places the organism in Eukaryota, Metazoa, Arthropoda, Insecta, Coleoptera, Chrysomelidae.
AUGAUUUUUCUUUAUUUGGGGAAUGUAUUUGCCGUAAAUUUGGAUAUUUUGGUGUGUUUCGUGGUACAUUCGACCGUUUUGUUGGCUUUUCCAGACUGCUCGGCCUACAAAAUAAAUACUAAAAAGACUGCUCGGCCUAGAAAAUUAAUACUAAAAAGGGAUCUGAUGCCGUUUCAAGUCUUCCGAGAGAGCGGUAGAACGCAAGAGGAAUGUUAUUGCCGUAAAUUUGGAUAAUUUGGUGUGUUUUAUGGGACAUUCGACCGUUUUCUUGGUUUUUCCAGACUGCUCGGCAUACAAAAUGAAAUGGUAAGGAUUUAAGUUACCCAUGAAAACUACAAAUAAUUUUUCUCAUUUGUACGAUUUUUCUGUUUUUAGGAAUGCUGAAGCCAUCCGAGAGAGGAUUAGAAUGCAGGGAGAAUGUAAUUGCCGUAAAUUUGGAUAUUUUGGUGUGUUUCAUGGUAAAUUGGACCGUAUUCAUCCUUCUUCCAGACUGCCCUGACUACAUUUUAAAUUCUGUAAAGGUAAGAAUUGAAUUUUCUAUGAGAAAGAACAUAUUUCUGACCAUUUUUUUACAUUUUUCAGGUAUCUGAUGCCGUUUCAAGUCUUCCGAGAGAGGAGUAGAACGCAAGAGGAAUGGUAUUGCCAUAAAUUUGGAUAAUUUGGUCUGUUUCAUGGUACAUUCGACCGUUUUGUUGGCUUUUCCCGACUGAUCGGCCUACAAAAUGAAUACUUAAAAGGUAAGGAUUAAAUUUUCUAUGAGAAAGAACCUAUUUCUGACCAUUUUUUUCAUUUUUCAGGAAUCUGAUGCUGUUUCAAGCCUUCCGAGAGAGGGGUAGAACGCAAGAAGAAUGUUAUUGCCGUAAAUUUGGAUAUUUUCGUGUGUUUUAUGAUACAUUCGACCGUUUUGUUGGUUUUUCCAGACUGCUUUGCCUACAAAAUGAAAUGGUAAGGAUUUAAGUUACCCAUAGAAAAAAGAGUACUGUUGGAUUUUUCUUAUACUUAAAAUUUUCUUGUUUUGCAGGAUUGGCACGGGAUAAUAAGAAGCAAAGGACAACUAGUAGCUUGGAAUAAACCCCCAACAACAAUUGGAGGCAUAUUUUGGAUUUUUUCUGCCAUUUUCAACAUUAACCGAACAACCCAGUACUUCGAUCGGAGAACCUUCGAACAAUGGAAUAUUAUGCUAAAAAGGAUUGAAACUGGAAAAAAGGAAGCAAACAGCAACUGGCAAAGCAAAAUAACCCACCAGGACCAAUUUGAGCAACAUUUUGGAGUCUUUUCUGGAGGCUUUUCUUUCCAUUCGAUCGAACAACAGUGUUGAAGAACCUUCGUAAACAAUACAUUAGUAUGUUAAUUGUGAAAUGGGUAAAGUUUGAUUUUAGGCUCCAUAUUUCUGCGCAUGCGCCAAUUUCAUGAGAUUUCACAGCUGACAUCGUCAAAAUGUGUACAUCGUUGCCAGAUUGUGCAAAUGGAAAUAUUGGUAAAAUAAAAUUAAAAUUUUAUUAAAAAUAUAAUUAAUAUAAUAUAAUAAA